This is a messenger RNA of Hevea brasiliensis (rubber tree), 1982 nucleotides long. Its product is annotated as AT-rich interactive domain-containing protein 6. NCBI's taxonomy places the organism in Eukaryota, Viridiplantae, Streptophyta, Magnoliopsida, Malpighiales, Euphorbiaceae. The record is from RefSeq and is a predicted model, not a curated record. Gene Ontology annotation, molecular function: DNA binding. The transcript is spliced from 14 exons. The coding region runs from base 398 to 1723 and encodes 441 amino acids. Gene Ontology annotation, cellular component: nucleus. Gene Ontology annotation, biological process: regulation of transcription by RNA polymerase II.
AAAAAUUAAUUCGAACUCUCAAUCCAGAGAGAGAGAGAGAGGUUCAGUCCGCCGUGGAUUUGCUCUGCUAUUCUUUUUGUCCUUAUUAUCUCGAAUGAGCUCCACCAGACCGCCACCGCCGGUUUUCAAUUUCUUUUUCUUCUUUUUUUUUUUAAUUAAAUAUAAUUUUGGAAAUCCAUUCGCCUGUACCUACCUGCAAUGAACGUUGCUUUCUAUGUUUGCUGGAAAAUAAUUAAUAGAUUUCGCAGCUCUCUUCAUCUCCCUCCCUGACCUCUCUUUGUGACCUGCAUUGUCCAUACCUAGCCCUUCCACGACGCCGUUGGACAUCUUCUCUUUCGCUUUCUUCAAAUUUCUCUCCCUCUUGUGACCUUGCUCUCUACAAUCUCUUUUUUGCAGAAUGGAAGGUACUGAAAUGCCGAGUCAAGAUCAAGACUUGGCCGGUGGCUCUGAUGUCAACCUUGUUGAUGCCAGUGUUCAGGAGGAAGUAUCAACUGACCAGCCGAAGAAUCAAAAAAUAAAUGAAAAUGGGAAAAAAUCUGCUGAAGUUAAGAUUGACACAUUGCCGAGUGAUGUUCCUAUGGGUGAGAAUGAAGUUGUACCUGAUAACAAAACUACUCUUGAUGCCAAUGUCAAUGAUUCUGUUAGUACUAAAGUGCCUGAAAAUAAAAUCGAUGGUGAUACUACCCAUUUUCAUAACCAGCUAGAAAAUGUUACUCCCCCUCCUCAGGGGAAGCAUUCAACUCCCAGAUCAAGGCAUGAGAGUGUUUCAAAGUCCAAGAGUGUGUGGACUGAUGUUGAGAUGGGGGAGGCUGAUGAAUCAGGCACCCCAGAGGAGAGAGCAGCAUUCAUGAGGGAGCUGGAAACUUUUUACAGGGAACAUGCCCUGGAAUUCAAGCCCCCUAAAUUUUAUGGAGAGCCAUUAAACUGUUUGAAGUUAUUUAGAGCUGUUAUCAGACUUGGUGGCUAUGAAGUGGUCACUGCUUCCAAGUUGUGGCGGCAAGUAGGCGAGUCUUUCCAUCCUCCUAAGACCUGCACAACAGUUUCUUGGACAUUCCGAAUUUUCUACGAGAAGGCACUUUUGGAAUAUGAAAAGCAUAAGACCCAAAAUGGUGAGCUUCAGCUUCCUGGUUCACCCCUGCAUCAGCCUUCUGUUGUAGAGAAGGAGGUAAGUGGCUACCAAGCACCAGGAUCUGGUAGGGCAAGAAGGGAUGCUGCAGCUCGUGCUAUGCAGGGUUGGCAUGCCCAUCGUCUUCUUGGAUAUGGCGAGGUUAGCGAGCCAAUCAUUAAGGACAAGAACCUGAAUUCUGCACCAAGGCGUGAAAAACCCCUAAAAAGCAUUGGUAUGCAUAAACAGAAGACUAACCUGGAGCAUCCCGAAAAAAUUGCAAGUAUCGAAACAGAUAAAGAACUGGAAAUGGAAAUUGUUGAUGUUGGACCCUCUGCUGAUUGGGUGAAGAUCAACGUUCGGGAAUCUAAAGAUUGCUUUGAGGUGUAUGCUUUAGUCCCUGGGCUUUUGCGAGAGGAGGUGCGAGUUCAAUCAGAUCCUGCUGGACGCCUGGUUAUAACAGGUCAGCCUGAGCAGCUUGACAAUCCUUGGGGUAUAACACCCUUCAAGAAGGUCAUAAGCUUACCUUCAAGAAUAGAUCCUCUUCAAACGUCUGCUGUUGUUAGCCUUCAUGGCCGACUCUAUGUUCGUGUCCCUUUCGAGCGAGGAUCAGCAUGAGUUUCACUUUUCUGUGAGCUUGAUAAACAGCUUCAUGGGUAAAUUUUAUAUCCUUGGGAGAAACGGCAUGAAGGUCAAAGUUGCAACGAGGGCAUUGUCAAGACAAUUGUUUCUUAUUUAAAUAGUUCGAACCAUCAGACUUUGUAGAAGCAAUUCAUCUUAUGUGCAAUUUACAAAUUAGUUUCAGAAGAUCUGUUAAUUGUUGAAGUUGCAGCAUGUGUCAAUUUAUGAGGAAGUCACCCUCUGGAUUUUGCCUGGA